Molecule: messenger RNA, 1126 nt
Organism: Seriola aureovittata
Lineage: Eukaryota; Metazoa; Chordata; Actinopteri; Carangiformes; Carangidae
Exons: 4
Coding region: 239-892 (217 amino acids)
Biological process (GO): regulation of apoptotic process
Molecular function (GO): protein binding
Source: RefSeq, a predicted model, not a curated record
ACACACUGACUCAUGUAAUUUCCUGUACAUGCAGAGGAGGAACUGAAGCUGGAGGUUCAGUCAGUUCAGAUCUCAGACUCCAUUUUGAGUGAACGGAGCAGAAGGAGGGAAACUGGAGGCUGAGGCACAAGGGGAGGAGCAACUGAAAGUGAAAGUGUUCGGAGAUCAGACUCACCUGGAGCAGCAGCAGGAGGGAAACUGACUGAGGCAGACGCUCUGAUUUCACCAGGACGCCAAGAUGGCAGACACGGUCUUCAUCCACAUCCUGGACGAGCUGAGAGACGAUGAGUUCAAGCGCUUCAAGUGGUUCCUGAAGAAAGACACGGUGGACGGCCUCCCGCCCAUCUCAGAGAGCCGGCUGUCGAGGGCGGAGAGGGAGGACACGGUGGAUCUGAUGGAGCAGAAGUAUGGAUCUGCUGGAGCCGUGGAGACCAUGGAGAGAGUUUUAAAAAAGAUCAGCAGGAAUGACCUGGUGAAGAAACUAGCAACUGUCAGCUCAGGAGCAGCAGGUGCUGGUCCAGCAGGGACUCGGGACGUCCCAGCAGGGACUCGGGACGUCCCGGCAUGGACUCGGGACGUCCCAGCAUGGACUCGGGACGUCCCAGCAGGGACUCGGGACGUCUCGGCAGAGGAGAAGCUGAAGUCUGUUCGGACUCAGUUCAUCGAGAGUGUGUCUGAACCUGUUCUUCAUAAGCUGCUGGAUAAACUCCUGGAGCGCAGGGUGGUGACCGAGGGUGAAAUGGAGGCUGUUGCCGUGACACCGGGCAGGAAAGAGAAAGCUCGAGUGGUGAUCGACACGGUGCGGAGAAAAGGACCGGCAGCCAGUUUUGCUCUGAUCGCUGCUCUGCGUGAGGAGGAUCCAUGUCUGUCGUCACGGCUCAACUUCAUGUGAAGCAGAAACUGUGUCUGACACCAACAUCUUCAAUCCUUUCGUUUCUUCUUCAAACUCUCAGACAUGAAUCAGAUUUUCCUGAACUGUCGCGGUCACAUGAUCAACUCCACAGAACACGCUGUGGUAGAGGUUGAAUCAGAUCUCUGCUGCUGUGACUCACUGUGUUUGGACUGUGGCUGCAGUUACUGAAUGUUUCAGGUUUAAGAUCAAUAAAGUUGUUUUCUGUCUCACGUC